CACUCAUCAACCAGGGAAAGGUCUUUCUGGGGAAUUUAAAGGGUCCAAAAACCUGCCUGCCUUUACACUCAAUGGUCCCACUGCUGAGGAGUUCACUGGACUGAUAGCUACAUAGUUGGGAAGAACCAUGCCAAACCUGGGUGGUGGCGCAAAGUGUGGUGCUUGUGGCAAGACGGUGUAUCACGCGGAAGAGAUCCAGUGCAAUGGGAGGAGCUUCCACAAACCUUGUUUUAUCUGCAUGGUCUGCAGGAAAGCUCUAGACAGUACAACUGUAGCGGCUCAUGAGUCUGAGAUCUACUGCAAAUCCUGCUAUGGAAGGAAGUACGGCCCUAAAGGAUACGGCUAUGGGCAAGGUGCUGGGUGCCUAAGCACGGAUACAGGAGAGCGGUUUGGUAUUGAAGUGCCCCCAUCCCAGCCUGCUCGUGCUUCUCCCACAACUACACAUUCUUCCAAGUUUGCACAGAAAAUUGGAGCUACAGAGAAAUGUCCCAGAUGUGGAAAAUCGGUGUAUGCUGCCGAAAAAGUGAUGGGCGGUGGAUUGCCCUGGCAUAAAACUUGUUUCCGCUGUGCCUUUUGUGGGAAAAGCCUGGAUUCCACUACGGUCACGGAGAAGGAAGGCGAAAUCUACUGCAAAGUUUGCUACGCCAAAAAUUUUGGUCCAAAAGGCAUUGGCUUUGGUGGUCUCACUCAAGUGGAACAGAAAGAAGACUGAAAUGCAAAACUCUUUACAUAGUUAGAAAAAGUAAAUCGUAAACAUUUGGAAACUUUAAUUUUGCCAGAAAGUAGUUACAAGUAUUUGCUGAAGUUGCAAUGACAUCUGUGAUGACAAAGUGCUGUGUAUCGUUUAAAGAUCUGUAUUGGGAAAACAACACUUUAUAUGUUCAUUUAUUAAGUUGACUUCAGUAAAUUACAUACCAUCUC
This is a messenger RNA of Bombina bombina (fire-bellied toad), 921 nucleotides long. It is a transcript of the gene CSRP3, whose product is annotated as cysteine and glycine rich protein 3. Lineage: Eukaryota; Metazoa; Chordata; Amphibia; Anura; Bombinatoridae. Bases 128 to 712 code for a protein of 194 amino acids. Gene Ontology annotation, biological process: cardiac muscle contraction; muscle tissue development; sarcomere organization. Gene Ontology annotation, cellular component: nucleus; cytoplasm; Z disc. Gene Ontology annotation, molecular function: structural constituent of muscle; actinin binding. The record is from RefSeq and is a predicted model, not a curated record. The transcript is spliced from 6 exons.